Molecule: messenger RNA, 4627 nt
Organism: Pelodiscus sinensis (Chinese soft-shelled turtle)
Lineage: Eukaryota; Metazoa; Chordata; Testudines; Trionychidae
Gene: LINGO2
Product: leucine rich repeat and Ig domain containing 2
Cellular component (GO): plasma membrane
Molecular function (GO): protein binding
Source: RefSeq, a predicted model, not a curated record
CUGACCGCGCCCCAGCUCCUUCCCAGGAAUAUAAAGGGGCUCUUAGAAAUCGCGCCUCUGCCUGGUGAAUCCUAUCUCCUCCCGCAAGCAGCAGCGCCCUCUGCCCUGAGCAGUGGGGCCAGGAAGACCGAGAAUAAACCGGAGAGGUGCAAGCUGCGAACUGCCCCGCACCCAGCAGCACUGCCCCCAGUGCACCGCUUAGAAAUGGCUGCUAAAGUGGCUGGGUCUUUCCCUCUCCUCACCCCUCCUCUGUACCAGCUGAGCUUUCCACCUGCUACCGUCUAGCCUGCUAUAGGGCCGCAUUGAAAAUUUCCCGGCGCCUUGCCACACGCGAGUUCCAGCCGGCGUCACGCCGCACGGUGGGUUUAGGCAGAGGCAGAGCUCUCUUCGCUGCCUUCCCAGGACGAGAACUUUCCAGGGGCCAAGCGGGGAUGCUUUGGCGCCGCUAUUCGAAGCGGUGCGGGGUUGCCUCGGACUCCAAUGCCGCGGGAGGAGCAGCUGCAGCCGCGGUUCCUUGCGGAAGAAGUGGCUAGGGCGGGGCGGAAGGGGUUAAUAGCUGCCUGCCUUCUGCACAGUAGCGGGCGGUAAUUGUCAGACCAGGCAGCAGGCUGAGAGAAGCGGGCGGGAAGGACUUUGGGUGCCUUGUUGCAGCCGGCUAAUUACCGAGGAGUCAUUGGUUGCUUUUGGGUGGCGCAUUUUAUUUUCAUGUAGCCCCCCCUCCCCCUUCCUGCUGCUGGUGUGUGCGUUACAGCCCGGGAAGGUGCAGCUCUCCCUUUCUCACACACUCCCUCGCCUAGGCUGCUGCUGCUUCAGCAUCACCUGAAAGUUUCCUCCGUGUAAGGGCUCCUCCGGAAGGGCACUGGGAGAGCCCCUUGCCUUGCAGCCGCCGUGUGCCCCCGGCGGGGCAGGAACAGAGCGACUUCUCCGUUAAAGAAGACGAGGAGAAGGCUAGGCUGGAGGAUUUCCGUUCCGUCCUGCCUGAUCCAGGGGAUUGUCUGUAACGGGAAGGAAGAUAACUGAAAUGCCAGCCAAAGUGUAAAGGCUGAGAGGCGAGAGAAAGCCAUCAGUGCGGGGCUGUGGCUUGGCACAUCCCUGGGAAAGAUUUCUUAGCUGGUUUCUGGCACCUACGCGGAACUGUGGAUUCAGAAGCAAGUCUGCUGCCUGGCUUUUCCUGCGUCCCAUCCCGCUUGUGUUAAGGACAUUAAGGAUAAUUAUGAUCGCCUCGAGGUAAUCCUUUGGAGACUUGUUUCAAGAUGUAGAACUCUGCUCCCUAGACUAUCAGCAUAUUUCCUGAUUGAAGCAGUGUAAUGAAAAUAAAAUUCGCUUUGCCUUACGAUAUGGAAUCAGAUUCAGAUUUCAGCUACAGUGGUGAAAAUCCCGAAUAACACUAUUGACUUCUGAAGGUUGAUAUGAAGAUGUACGUUCUGAUACAUUGAAGCAGAGGAAGAGCUCCACCAGAAGCAUGUGUGAUGCACAGUUUCAAAAAGGUUCAUUUCAAGCAGUUGGUGUGCUGUGCCGUGAGAGAUGCUGUUGUCCAUGACAGGAGAGGAUUAUUAUGAUCAAAUACUCUAUUUGGACUUCACCCAGUGGCCAAGCACAUCAUAUGGUAGACAGCCACGGACUGAACUUUUACUAAUAGUGUAACAGGCUUGUGACCAAGAAGUAGACAACAUUGGAGGAGUCAUGCUUCACACGGCCAUAUCAUGCUGGCAGCCAUUCCUAGGUCUGGCUGUGCUGCUUGUUUUCAUGGAGUCCACCAUAGGCUGCCCAGCACGCUGUGAGUGCUCAGCACAGAACAAGUCUGUUAGUUGUCACAGGAGGCGCCUGAUCUCUAUCCCUGAGGGCAUCCCCAUUGAGACCAAAAUCCUGGAUCUAAGCAAGAACCGACUGAAGAGCAUCAAUCCUGAGGAAUUCACAUCCUACCCGCUGCUCGAGGAGAUAGACCUCAGUGACAAUAUUGUUGCCAAUGUAGAGCCUGGAGCUUUUAACAAUCUUUUCAAUUUGCGCUCGCUGAGACUGAAAGGAAACCGUCUGAAACUCGUCCCUCUAGGGGUAUUCACAGGGUUGUCAAACUUAACAAAGCUUGAUAUAAGUGAAAACAAGAUUGUCAUUUUGCUGGACUACAUGUUCCAAGAUCUGCAUAACCUGAAGUCCCUUGAGGUUGGGGACAAUGAUUUGGUUUAUAUAUCCCACAGGGCAUUCAGCGGACUGCUUAGCCUGGAGCAGCUCACCCUGGAGAAAUGCAACUUAACAGCUGUACCAACAGAAGCCCUUUCCCAUCUUCACAACCUCAUCAGCCUGCAUCUGAGACAUCUCAACAUUAACCUUUUGCCUGCAUAUGCCUUUAAGAGAUUGUUUCGCCUAAAAGACCUGGAGAUCAACUACUGGCCUUUACUGGACAUGAUGCCUGCCAAUUGCCUGUAUGGUCUCAACCUCACUUCUCUCUCAGUCACCAACACCAACCUGUCUGCAAUACCUUAUUCUGCUCUUAAACACCUGGUUUACCUGACACAUCUAAACCUCUCUUUCAACCCCAUAAGCGCCAUAGAAGCAGGCAUGAUUGCAGAUUUGGUGCGUCUGCAGGAACUGCACAUGGUAGGGGCCCAGUUACGUACCAUUGAACCACAUGCUUUCCAAGGGCUCCGUUUUUUGCGUGUUCUUAAUGUGUCCCAAAACCUAUUAGAAACACUAGAAGAGAAUGUAUUUCAUUCCUCCAAAACUCUUGAGAUCCUCUGCAUUAACAACAACCCCCUGGCUUGUGAUUGCCGCCUCCUUUGGAUAUUACAAAGGCAGCCCACGUUACAGUUUGGUGGCCAGCAGCCCAUGUGUGCCGGCCCAGACAGCGUCAGAGAGAAGCCGUUCAAAGACUUUCAUAGUACUGCCCUUUCCUUUUACUUCACCUGCAAGAAGCCCAAGAUACGAGACAAGAAACUACAGUACCUGGUAGUGGAGGAAGGGCAGACAGUGCAACUGAUGUGCAAUGCUGAUGGUGACCCUCAGCCUACCAUCUCCUGGGUGACACCACGACGGAGGCUGAUCACGACUAAAUCAAAUGGAAGAGCCACAGUGCUGGGAGAUGGCAUGCUAGAGAUCCGAUUUGCUCAAGAUCAAGACACGGGAACCUACAUUUGUAUUGCGAGUAAUGCAGCUGGGAAUGACACAUACUCAGCAUCCCUUACGGUAAAAGGAUUUACUUCAGACCGUUUCCUUUAUGCCAACAGGACCCCUAUGUAUAUGACAGACUCCAAUGACACCAGUUCCAAUGGAACCAAUGUGAACACCUUCUCUCUGGAUCUUAAGACAAUACUGGUGUCCACAGCCAUGGGCUGUUUCACAUUCCUUGGAGUGGUUUUAUUUUGUUUCCUACUUCUUUUUGUGUGGAGCCGAGGAAAAGGCAAGCACAAAACCAGCAUUGACCUUGAGUAUGUCCCCCGCAAAAACAACGGUGCUGUGGUUGAAGGGGAGGUUGCUGGACCACGGAGGUUCAACAUGAAAAUGAUUUGAUGGUAUAAUGUGAGCAGCGCUUUUCUCUGUGGCAUUAUAACCAAUUAAACAUGCCUGGCAUGUGGAAUUGCCAGGCAGGGGCAGCUCAAUGCAGUUGUCACUGUGUCAAAUGGUUAUGUGGAAAUGGAAAGACUAUUUGGGGGUGUACAAUAGAGCCUCCUAGACUUGAGGCAUGUCUGUCAGGGCCUUUCAAAUCGUUGGUAAAUGGUACUAAUUGUUUGCAUUGCAAAUAUUGGCAUUCUGGGGAUCUCAGUAAUGAACUGUUGGCUCAUGUUCAUGGACAGUUAUUCAACAUUUUCUACCACUACAAAAAGAAAAAGAAAGAAAAAACCUACAGUGUAGGAUUUACAUAUUUAAAAAGACACAUUUGUCUAAAACAUACUCUGCAGUGAAAUUUGUAUCUAUAGAUCUCAUUUGUUAAAGCCUUGCAUCAUACCCUAGAAUUGGUUCAACACCACAAAGAAAUUGAACUUAUCUUUUUUUUUAAUAUACAUAUAUACUGUGUACAUUUUAAAGCAAUAUGAAUGAGAGGUUGUGCUUUGAGCUAUCCACCAAGACUGACCCAAGUGUGAUGUCACUCCUCCCCUUAACUACACUCAAACUCCAAAUUAAACCUCUGUAGUUACCAAUGAGAUAACCCAAGAUACUUUUGUUUUCAUGUAGAAGGCCAGAGAGGCAUAGAGGCAUAGCUUAGGGCAGAAAUGUUCUGCUCUGUCGGUCCUCUCUUCAUAUAAAUAAAAGGCAUGUGCCUAGUUUUGAUACAGAAUGGAGUAUUUUUUAUAUCUGUGAUAUCACACUGGACCAGCUUACUGUAAAAAAGCCCUGGUUCUCACCCAGGAGAGUCCAACCUACUAUGGAUAGCAGACAUAUAUAGGAGAUUAAUUAUACUUUGAAAAAAGAGAUUUGUUUUUGUCACCCAUUGGUUGUAAUUUACAAGCCAUGUUAAAAUGUUAAUGUGUCCUGGGAGGGAGAGGGAGAAAGAAAGAAGAAAACGUGUUCUGUGUACUCCUAGGGUAAUAUGGUCACCUUAGUAUUUGAGGGAGUGAAUUAAAAUGUACAAAAACUCUGUUGAUCGAAAUGAACUCUUCUCCAAUGCCAAUAAACUUGGGUUGUCCAUGCAUAA